Magnolia sinica is the source of this 453-nucleotide messenger RNA. RefSeq lists its product as uncharacterized. NCBI's taxonomy places the organism in Eukaryota, Viridiplantae, Streptophyta, Magnoliopsida, Magnoliales, Magnoliaceae. Bases 1 to 453 code for a protein of 150 amino acids. The record is from RefSeq and is a predicted model, not a curated record. The transcript has a single exon.
AUGAUUGCUUGUCUCCAGAAAGUGAAAAAGCUCAUCAACAAAUUCAAUAAGUGCGAGGUCACCUUGGUCCAAUUAGUUGUGAAAGUUGACGAUGACAUCACCAAAUCAAUUCCAAUUAAGUUCUUGCCCAAGCCCAGCAUCGGCCGAUCCGAACCAGAGGGAGUAAUCCUUGUCAGCUCGGCUCUGAGCUGGAUGAAUCCAAUCAUAGGCUACCUCCAACAGAACAAGCUACCCGAUGAUAAGCUUGAGGCAUGGAGAAUUCGCAACAGAGCAGCUCGGUACACCAUGAUAGGAGAUGUCCUCUAUAAAAGAGGAUUCUCCUUGUCGUACCUAAGGUGCCUUCGACUCGACGAAGCGAAGUACGUUCUGAGGGAGAUCUACGAAAGGGUCUACGGUAAUCACUUGAGCUGGAGAGCACUCGCCCACAAAGUGAACCGGGAAGGGUACUACUAG